GUGCCGAUGUUAUCUGUACAACCCAAAGGGAAGCAGAAGGGCUGUGCUGGCUGCAACCGGAAGAUCAAGGACCGGUACCUGCUGAAGGCUCUGGAUAAGUAUUGGCAUGAAGACUGUCUAAAGUGUGCCUGCUGUGACUGUCGUCUUGGAGAGGUUGGAUCCACUCUUUACACAAAAGCAAAUCUCAUUCUUUGCCGCAGAGAUUACCUGAGGCUCUUUGGUACCACCGGGAAUUGUGCUGCCUGCAGUAAACUGAUCCCUGCCUUUGAGAUGGUGAUGAGGGCCAGAGAUAAUGUUUACCAUUUGGACUGCUUUGCCUGUCAGCUCUGCAACCAGCGAUUCUGUGUGGGAGACAAAUUUUUCCUGAAGAACAACAUGAUCUUGUGUCAGAUGGACUAUGAGGAAGGGCAGCUGAACGGGAGCUUCGAGUCCCAGGUUCAAUAACAAACCCUGCUUCGCUGAAGCGCUGUGGGAUGGGCGCUCGGCCGUGCGAGCAGCGAGGAUGCCUGUCAGCUUGCCUGCAAUAUUUUUUUAAUUCUUGGUCCAGAGAGGACUAUAUACAUUGUAGUACUUUUCCCCCCCAACACAAAGCAGUUACAAUUUUAGAUGUACAGUUGUGCCUGCUUAGCUGAGCACUGCAUUGCCUGUAUGUUUGUGAGUUUUUGGGGUCUGGGGGAGGGCUCUGUACAGUCUGUUUUCUGUAUAUAAACUGGAACAUUUAUUUUAUGAAAAAUGUAAUGCAAUUUUAUUACUGGUGUGAAUUAAAAAUUAUGAAUGUUUCCUGG
Messenger RNA from Cariama cristata (Red-legged seriema), 785 nucleotides. RefSeq names its product LIM domain only 1 (rhombotin 1) (gene LMO1). Gene Ontology annotation, molecular function: transcription coactivator activity; DNA-binding transcription factor binding. The transcript has 3 exons. Gene Ontology annotation, cellular component: nucleus. Gene Ontology annotation, biological process: positive regulation of transcription by RNA polymerase II. The record is from RefSeq and is a predicted model, not a curated record. Lineage: Eukaryota; Metazoa; Chordata; Aves; Cariamiformes; Cariamidae. Bases 7 to 444 code for a protein of 145 amino acids.